UUAAACCGUAAGCGAGUUGGGUUUAAUGACAAAAAAUGGAGCUGCCCGUGUCCGAUUUCAACUUACGGGACCUGAUCCGCGAACUUUACGGACGUGCAUUUAGCACUGAAGGCACACAACAGGAGCUCCAUGACCGCCUAAUGACAGCGCGCCACGAAAAAGCUGAGGCUCAAGCGCAGGGCUUCUUACGACCCGGCAGGCCGCCAAUUACAAAGUUUGGAGCUUGCGUGCAGCCGGACGAUUUUGCGGAAAUUGAAUGUAUGACCGAUGAUGAGUACGCCGUGUACUCGGAGAAGGUACAGUGGCGACUGCGCCGCUUACACAAAACGUAUACACGCAACGGAUUGGAGUACUACCAUCCCGGCGUGCUUCAUCGAAUCGAUCGCUCGAAGACGUAUGCCCUUCACAUGAGUGAGUUUUGGGUGCGACAGGAACCGUAUAUCCACAAGAUCUUUGCAGUGUUUGUGUCGCGGACCAACGGCGAGGAGCAGCGUCUCUGCUAUGCCAGAAGCUUUGCAAAAAAUCGCUCCAAAGAUAUGGAUAUGGAGCAACUAAAAGUGCCCCUAAUCACAAACGACGAAAUUGGCAGAGUUAUAACAAAUAUAUUACUUGAGAUCGAGCACAACGGAUUGGAGAAUUAUGUGGCCAUCAUUGCGGAAAAGAGCAAACUCAAUACGAAAGCUCUCAUGGAAAUCAAGAUGGUAACUGGAGAUACGUUGCCACCAAUCAUUUUGGAUUCUUGCCAUCUGCACAAAACCUUUGAAAGCAUGUUCUGCUCUAAAUCGGCGCGUUGUCUGUCUCAGCUUGAGCAUGAGAUUUUCGUUGAGAAUGGGUACGUGGAGCAGUUGAACGGCAUCUGUCAAAACUACACACAAAAUGUUGAGGCCGAUGGCUUGUUAGUGGAAUAUAAAACGUCGCUGCCAUCUGUAUUGUUAGCCAUGUGGAAGAUCGCAGAGCAUCGAAACAAACCGAUUUCACUGGCGCGUUUAAAUAAUGAUAGGCUGAAUGCAUAUAGCGUCCAAGUACAAAAUGAUCUCCCUCCUAUCACAUUUGAGGAGUGCUCCGCCGGCGGUGGUCUCCUGCAACUGAUACUCUUCGACGCCUUGUGGUGCCUUUGCGAUGGUCAUGAAAUGGAAGAGGAGUCACCUAAGCCAACGCUAGAUACUGCGAUUCCAUAUGAGUGGCUGCCCCUUUUGAACUGAUAUUGACUUACUGUUGUCGCUGUAAAUUAAAUUGUAAAUUAAAGCGGCUCAGCGCAAUAAAACUGACCAAAGAUAAACUCUA
Drosophila grimshawi is the source of this 1284-nucleotide messenger RNA. RefSeq lists its product as uncharacterized. The transcript is spliced from 3 exons. Lineage: Eukaryota; Metazoa; Arthropoda; Insecta; Diptera; Drosophilidae. The record is from RefSeq and is a predicted model, not a curated record. Bases 36 to 1202 code for a protein of 388 amino acids.